Molecule: messenger RNA, 639 nt
Organism: Funneliformis mosseae
Lineage: Eukaryota; Fungi; Glomeromycota; Glomeromycetes; Glomerales; Glomeraceae
Source: the annotation of a GenBank genome assembly
AUGGAUAAAAUUAUAACAAAUGCAAAUGAAAUAUUGAAAAAUAAUGCGUUGUUAUUUAAACGACAAAUUAAUUCAACGGCCAAUGGUAAUUUUACCUUUGGAAGCUUUUUAAAUGAAGCUCGAAAUGAAGCUCUUACGAUAACGAAAUUGAAUCCAAUAAUACUGUUUAUGAUCGGCGGAUUUAUAAUAAGUCUCGUGGGUUUAUAUAUCUACGCACGAAAACAGUUCCCUGAUGGAAGAAGUACAGUAAUAUUCACAUUCACAUUGUUCGCAGUCGAUAUGUGUCUAGAUAUAGUAUUUUUGGUAAAUAACGUCAUGGCCGUUCCGAACUUAUUUCUUCCAAGCUUAAUAGCAUUAUUAGGACCAGCAGGAUUCAAUAUUUUGUUUGCAUUUGUAAUAAUGAUACAACAAACGUGUAGUCAGGAUAAAUUUAGUGAAUGGAUAUGUAGACAUAGUUGCAUAGCGACAAUUUUCACUCUAUUUUCCGCAUUUCAUAUAGAAGUUCUGAGGCUACUUACAUCGAAUUUCUUACAUUCGGAUGUAUUUAAUGCUCCAUUCAAUUGUAAAGCUCAAAAAUGUCUAUUCAUAGCUGGACUAUUUAAUGUUAUUAUUGAAGAUUUGCCCCAAUUUAUCAUACUU